Molecule: messenger RNA, 826 nt
Organism: Cyclopterus lumpus (lumpfish)
Lineage: Eukaryota; Metazoa; Chordata; Actinopteri; Perciformes; Cyclopteridae
Product: protein pitchfork-like
Exons: 5
Coding region: 102-671 (189 amino acids)
Biological process (GO): regulation of cell projection organization
Cellular component (GO): ciliary basal body
Molecular function (GO): cytoskeletal protein binding
Source: RefSeq, a predicted model, not a curated record
AGACAAAACACGGCAGGUCGAGACGGCGCUUUACUGUGUUGCGUGUAACUUUGCAUUUUUUUAAAUGUUGUACUUCAGUUCUGGCACACGUUGUUUCUAAAAUGUUAGCAGCUCCUUUUCAGAGAGUGCAUUUUGGCAGCUCUCAAGAGAGGAAACUCUUACCCGUCCAUUUUGCACCCGACCGGCUGGGAAUCCAAAUGUCCCGACCCGAGGGGCCGCACGUCGGCCCGGGAUGCUACGACAACCACACGUUUGGCACCAUGCUCUAUGACUUACAGAAGAGACCUGAAAGUAAGAGAGGAUACAGCCUCUCUGCGAGGACCGCAGCACGCUUCCCGGCCUGUGGCUCAGUGACAGAGAACCCUUCCCCACAGCAGUACCAGCAGGAUCAAAGCCAGACCAGAGUCCCUCCUCCAGGCAAAACACCUUUCAACUCGACCUCACAGAGGUUCAAAAUCAUGUCCUGUACAGUUGAGGACAGCCCCGGGCCUGGGUACUACGCUCAAGAUGCAGUGACAAACAGGAAAGUAAGCUGGCCGAUGUGUUUCGGGAGCCCAGACUGGUCCAGACUGCCUCAGCUGGAGAAGAAGUCACUCAGGGUGAAGCUGAACAGUGAAACGGCAUUGCUGAAGCACAGAAGCAGAGUGGCCUACAUGAGUUUAUACUAUUAACCAACAUCAACCCAUUGUUGAUGUUGCCUUUGUCAUAAUUUGUACCUGAACUUUUAAUGUACAUUUACUGGAAUGAUACUGUUAUUAAAAAAAAUGGAUGUCUCAAUUUAAAAGUAAAUUAAAAAAAGAAAGAAAUGUAUUUUUCUUUAUUCUCA